This is a messenger RNA of Notolabrus celidotus (New Zealand spotty), 4589 nucleotides long. RefSeq names its product insulin receptor substrate 1-B. The record is from RefSeq and is a predicted model, not a curated record. NCBI's taxonomy places the organism in Eukaryota, Metazoa, Chordata, Actinopteri, Labriformes, Labridae. Gene Ontology annotation, cellular component: plasma membrane; cytosol. The transcript is spliced from 4 exons. Gene Ontology annotation, biological process: insulin receptor signaling pathway. Gene Ontology annotation, molecular function: insulin receptor binding; phosphatidylinositol 3-kinase binding. Bases 367 to 3789 code for a protein of 1140 amino acids.
AGUUGUUCGACUGACUGUGGGCAACCUCAGACAGGUGGAGGAGACGUCUUGAAGCAGCUGAACUGCACCGUGGUUGGACCUGAUCGGGCAGGACUGGGCUGGGCUGCAGGGCGAGCAGCGGUGGACGCUGUGCACGCUCGGUGCGCGGAUCCUCCUGCAGCUGCUGGAUUCAGAGAAUGAGACCUGAUCCAAAACAUGGUUUGGCUGAUUAUUCCAUCCUGAGCCCUCGCUCAUAUGCUGGACACUCAAAUGUGGACACGGGGAGGACGAGAGAUGUAGUUGCAAUGGAUUAAUCAGGAGUACACUCAAACUUCGGCAUUUUGCUUUAGAUUAUUGGCUUAUAAUAUUUAUCACCGUGCCUUGGACAUGGAGAACCAAGCAGCUGAGCCGCAGAACUAUGAAGACGUACAGAAGAGCGGCUAUCUCCGCAAGCAUAAAUCAAUGCACCGGCGGUUCUUCGUGCUGAGGGCGGCCUCGGAGCAUGGUCCUGCUCGACUGGAGUACUAUGAAAACGAGAAGAAAUUCCGCAGUAAAUCACCUGUGCCCAAAAAAGUCCUGAGCCUGGAGACCUGCUUCAACAUCAACAAGCGGGCAGAUUCCAAAAACAAGCACAUGAUAGUCCUUUAUACCCGCAGCGAGAGCUUUGCCAUCGCUGCAGACAGCGAGGAGAUCCAAAAUGAGUGGUACCAAGCGAUGCUGGACCUUCAGUGCAACUGUAAAACUCCUGAAGACUAUGGCAGUAGUGGAGAGUGUAGCUCGCCAUCUCCUGUUCCAACCUUCAAGGAAGUUUGGCAGGUCAAGGUUUGGCCUAAAGGUCUUGGACAUGCCAGGAACUUAGUGGGCAUUUACCGGCUGUGCCUCACUGACAAAACAGUCAACUUUGUCAAAAUCAACUCUGAUGUGGCAUCUGUGGUGUUGCAGCUGAUGAAUGUCCGCAGGUGUGGCCAUUCAGAGAACUUUUUCUUCAUUGAGGUGGGUCGUUCAGCGAUCACCGGCCCAGGAGAGUUCUGGAUGCAGGUUGAUGACUCAGUCGUGGCUCAGAACAUGCACGAAACACUGCUGGAGGCCAUGAAGGCCCUGAGUGAGGAGUUCCGUCAGCGCAGUAAGUCUCAAUCUGUGGGGACAUCUUGUGGAGGUGGUACUGCUUCAAAUCCCAUCAGCGUCCCAAGCCGUCGCCAUCAUCCAAACCUGCCACCGAGCCAGGUGGGCUUCUCCAGACGAGCCCGCACAGAGACCCCGGGAGGAGGCAGCAGCACGAGUACCUCACCAACAUCACGCCACGGAUUCCCGAGGGCACGAACUGCCAGCAUUGGCGCCAGGUCAGAGGAGAGCGGAGCAAGUGCAAAGGGGACAUGGGCAAGCUCCAGCCCAAGUCUUAAUGGUUCCUGCUCCACUACACCAACACUGAGGCCCAAACCCACCAGGGCCCCAACCCCUGCUAAGAUAACCCUCAGCCUUGCACGUUACACGCCUAACCCUGCCCCCUCCCCUGCACCGAGUCUGUCCUCCAGCUCUGGGCAUGGCUCAGAGUGUGGCCUGGUGGGGGCAGCAGUGGGAGGCAUGACGAUCUGCUCCUACCCUCGUGUUUCUCAGAGAGUCUCUGUUUCAGGUUCCCCCAGUGACUACGGCUCCUCGGAUGAAUACGGUUCCAGUCCUGGGGAACACUCUCUGCUCGUCCCCAGCCUCUCCAGCCAUCAUGCGCACGGAGAAGGCUCCUCCAGCUACAUAGUGAUGGGACAGAGAGAGGGCCUCCUUGGUUCCCAUCAUCGCUCUAAAGGUCGUCGGAUUCUGAGGCGUGCAUCCAGCAGGGAAUCUGAGGCAGAGCGCAGACUGCUAAGUAAGAGGGCUUCACUUCCUUUGGCAGCCCAUGAACGACUGAUUCCACACAGGAAAGAUGAAGACGACGAAGAUGAUGAAGAAUAUGCCAUCAUGUCACAGAGUGCUAACCAAGGCAGGCAGCGUGACGUAGGAGAGAUUAGAAGAGCGAACAAAAGCAGGGGAGAAGUGGAACCAGGAGCUGCUGUGGACAGUGGCUAUAUGUCCAUGUUGCCUGGAGUGACGUCUCCUCCUGUUUCACUCUCUCUCACAAUAGGUAUGUCUGACCAGAGUGCUAAACCUGGGGCAGAUGAUGAGUACAUGGCUAUGACCCCCAACAACAGUGUGUCUCCCCCUCAGCACAUCUGCCAGCCCAGCACUGAGGGUUACAUGGUCAUGUCUCCUAACAGCAGCAGUUCCACAGACCUUCAUGGACUGGCCAUGUGGGAUGGAAGGGGCAGCUUGGAGAGCCGGGCAGCCAGCGACUACAUGAACAUCUCACCUGUCUGCAGCCGUUCUGCCUGCAGCACACCACCCUCACACCCUGAGCAGCACCAACUCCAACCAAAAAUGUUCAAUUCCUACUUCUCCCUGCCCCGAGCAUAUCAGCAUACUCUCUAUACUCGUUUUGAGGAGGACUUAAACAAAGGGGAAGGAAAAAAGGACAGCAGUGGGCAUGAAACUGCUGGAAGGGGAGGGGGAGUGGGAUACAGCAAGAGGAACAAAAUUGCAGUGGGCUCUGCAGGAGGCUGUCAACUCUCCAUGUCUUCCUCCUCUUUCUCCUCCAGCUCGGCCAGCAGUGAAAGCCUGGAAGACAAGUCUGUUUCAGCAGGGAGGGGGUUAAGUUUAUUAAGGACCGGAGGAGAGUUCAAGAGCGCGGGAACAUGCACAAAAGAUGGGCGUCACCAUCAAAAAUGGGGCUCAAGCAGUAAGAGCCCCAAGCAACAAAGGAGGGGUCGCCCCCUGAGCACGGCUUCGGACAUUGCUAAAGCAAACACUCUGCCUAGGGUGAAGGAGAAUCUGCAGCCAGUGUCUCAAAAUGUUGGUGAGUAUGUCAGUAUUGUGUUCAAGGAGGACAAGUACGAUGGAGGACGGCAUGGAGGAUCUAAACGCGGACAACCUGUGAUCCAUGGGACACUCCGGCCCAUCAAUCAACCACUCCUCUGCCAUGAUAAUCCUUCUCACCUUCCACGUAGCUUUUCCGCACCCUUGUCCACCUCUGCUGAGUACGUCAGCAUGGAUUUAGGGAAGCCCUCAGCGCCCCUGACUCCUGCUAGAUCCACAUUCAGCACCCAACAGGUCCCACCAGCUGUUGCCCCAAAGGCCCGACAUGAACAGAGCACGUCCUCUCCUCUGGCAGCGGAGGGCAAUGCCAGUUACAGAACAAAAGUAAAGACAGCAGCAUUGCCAACAGACACCUCUAUGGCAUUCACGGACAACAAAGGUUCAGAUCCCAGCAUUUCAGCAAGAUCCACCAUUCAGGAGACAGGCCUGGGCUUUUCCCCGGUCAAGUCUUUCAAGUCUCCUGAGCGGAGCAGCAGAAUGGUGCGAGGUGACCAGCAGGGACGGCAGAGCCACCACUCAGAGACUUUUAGCUCACCUCCCUCCCUUCCACGCCACCCACCCUCUUCUACCUCCCUCUUCCCGGAGGGCAGCCAGGCAGCGAGCCAUCGGCAUGGUUUGGAAUGCCCACCGUGGGAGAGCAGGCAAGCAGCUGGUUUAUCUGCCACACCUCCACCACAAGCAUCCACCUCAUCUGCUGAACAAGGCCUUAACUAUAUUGACCUUGACUUGGCCGUUAAGGAGAACCCUCAAGCUGGAGUGGAGCGAACCUCUGCCGCCUACAACAUUGGAGGAAGUGCGAUGGGCAGCAGUGCUGGCCCCAGCCUCAACACUUAUGCCAGUAUUGAUUUCUAUAAGUCAGAUGAACUGAGAGCACACCAGAGCAGCAGGAAAGAUGGUCAAGAUUGUUGAUCUCUCCACACUCACUCUGCGAGGGGACGGCCCGCUCUGUUGCCACAACACAACUGUACACUGAAGUCUGAACACUGAAAACCCUGGAAGACUCAUCCCCAUCCCGUCUGCUGUUUUCUGUCAACCAAAUUGCAACUCAUCUAAUUGGGGAUUACCCAGACUCUGUGGCCGUACCCCAUAAUCUGGAGCGGGAGCAGACGCAACAGUUGGUAGAAAAGCCCCUUGGAGAGUCUGAGAAGGGUUCAGGAUAUUACUGACUUCAAAUACGAGGAACGCUUUACAAAAAAAAAACUAUAGAUUUGAGUAAAUAUCAUUUGAUUUAUCGUGUAAUCCAGAGUACUUUGACAGCGUGAAGCUCUCUGCAGUGUUUCCAUUCUCAUGACAUACAGCAGCCGUACGAAAAAAUGCUUCUCAUCUGCCAAUCAUUACAAGUAUUUUGGUUCAAGGGAAUGCAGAGGCUUGUGUUGUCUCUCCAGAAUAUUUUGUAACAACAAGCGGAUUAAAUACAGAUUCUAACUGUGGGAAAUGAUACUGUAUGUACAAUCAGGAUAGCGAUUAUAAUUACAAUGGAAAGAGCAUUGUAUGUAUUUUAAAGCUAUUGAUACUACUUUGAUAAUGAUGUAAAUUGCAAAAUGACUGAACAGGAACUAUAGGUAUGUAAAGUAUACUGUGUAUAGAGGAGUUUGCUCCAGGGGAGGGAUGGGCAUGGGGUUCAUUCUGUUCAUGGCAAAAUUGUUUAAAACAGAAUAUUGAUGAUUCUUGUCUGUGAUGUAGACAACGUCAAUGUUUGUUUUUUUUGA